Molecule: messenger RNA, 1904 nt
Organism: Thalassophryne amazonica
Lineage: Eukaryota; Metazoa; Chordata; Actinopteri; Batrachoidiformes; Batrachoididae
Gene: mbd3b
Product: methyl-CpG binding domain protein 3b
Exons: 7
Coding region: 177-1001 (274 amino acids)
Molecular function (GO): DNA binding
Source: RefSeq, a predicted model, not a curated record
GCAGGCGGCGGCAGAUGAUCCUUCCCGGUGCCGCAUGUCGUCGCGCGGCGGAGACAAAAGGCGACGGACCUGCCGCCCCUAAAAAACCAAACCAAAAAAUAACAAACUAAAACAUUUCCUACAACACAAUUCAACGCUGUAACUGUAGCUGGAUUGUUAAUCUGCUGGCGUGGCAAAUGGAGAAGAAAAGGUGGGAAUGCACAGCUCUGCCCAAGGGCUGGAAAAUGGAAGAAGUGACCAGAAAGUCGGGUUUGUCCGCUGGAAAAAGCGAUGUCUAUUAUUUUAGUCCAUCUGGGAAGAAGUUUCGGAGUAAGCCUCAGCUGGCUCGUUACCUUGGUAACCAGAUGGAUCUCAGCUCCUUUGAUUUCCGAACGGGGAAGAUGCUGAUGAGCAAGCUGAACAAAAACCGCCAGAGACUGCGCUAUGAUAACAACAACCAGAACAAGGGUAAACCUGACUUGAACACAUCACUCCCUGUUAGACAGACAGCAUCCAUCUUCAAGCAGCCAGUUACCAAAGUUACUAACCAUCCCAACAACAAAGUCAAGACUGACCCUCAGAAAGCUGUUGACCAGCCCAGACAGUUAUUUUGGGAGAAGAAGCUUAGUGGUCUUAAUGCUUAUGAUAUUGCAGAGGAGUUGGUGAAAACAAUGGAGCUGCCCAAAGGUCUGCAGGGUGUUGGUCCAGGCUACCCCGACAAAACUCUUCUGUCAGCUAUCGCCAGCGCGCUCCACACCAGCGCCGCUCCCAUCACCGGUCAGCUGUCUGCUGCUGUGGAGAAGAACCCGGGCGUGUGGCUCAACACGGCACAGCCGCUAUGCAAGGCCUUCAUCGUUACGGACGAGGACAUCAGGAAGCAGGAGGAGCUGGUGUACAGCGUGAGGAAAAGGCUGGAGGAGGCACUGAUGGCUGAUAUGCUGGCACACGUGGAGGAAGCUGCCAGUGAAGGAGAAGCUCUGAAGGAGGAGGGCAACAGUCAUGAAGACACAGAGAGUGUAUAGCACAGGUUUUUGUGAAAUCUGGAGUGAUUUUCGAAGCCCACACACACACGCACGAGUCCUGCAGCAGUCCACCGCUGAAGAGUUCUGCUCCCCCGUACAGCUAACUGACUCACACCAGUACAAACUUAAAAGAAAAGAUAACUGCCUUCCCUUGUUCCAAACACUGACCACGUGCCACACCCAUCACCCAUCCAUCCAUCCACCCGACCCCCACUGGAGGGGUCGCUUUGGAUUCAGCACUUGUCUAAUGAGGAACCACUUGGUUUUUGACCAAGAAAUCAGUUUUCCCUGAAUAAGAGAACUGCUUCAAAGAACUGUGGAAGGAUUAACUCGAGCCUUCAUUGUGCCAGAAUUACACUUUGAUGAUGAGUAAUUUCACUCGAAGGCUUCAAGUGGGUUUGCUCCCCCUCCCCCCACCCGACAAUCAUGUCACAUCGGAACAUUUUACAUGAACGUUUUCAGAACUCCAGUUUGGGUGGUUUUCUUUUUUGGGUUCAGUGGCAUAUUAGAAGCAAAUGUUUUGUCUGUGUGACGCGUCUCUUUCUUGAAAUGUGUGACGCUCUGAAGGUGGUGGGAUAACGUAUAAGAUAUAUAAAUUAAUUUGAAUUUGAACGCGCGCCUUCCCUGUGUGGUGAUAUCUCAGAGUCACAAGUCGAGAUGGACACACCAGUGGGACGCACUUCGUUGAGUCAUUGGAGGAAAAAUAAAAGUUUCUAUAAACUACAUGGGUGUAGGAACAAUUUUUAAAAAAUGCUGAGGACAAUUUUGGUCUAAUCACCCCCCCAUUCCCCCCCAUUUGUUGAGCCAUUAUUGUUUGAUUAAAACAAACUGGGUUCUGUUAUUUGCUGUAAAUUUGAGUUUUUGUGUGAUAAUAUAAUUAAAUGAGGUGCUCACUGAACCUAA